Rotaria sp. Silwood1 is the source of this 1410-nucleotide messenger RNA. NCBI's taxonomy places the organism in Eukaryota, Metazoa, Rotifera, Eurotatoria, Philodinida, Philodinidae. The record is from the annotation of a GenBank genome assembly.
AUGUCUGAAUUAACAAUUAGUUUUACGAAUUGGCUUGCUAUAUCUUUACGUAAUGAUACUGCUAUUGUAUUCAAUUUAAAUGAUACACAACAAUGGCAAUAUCUUAAACCUGUAGCAGAUGAUAAUCAGUCAAAAGAAAGUACUCCUACAACAAUCAAUAAUAAACAACAACAACAAGAAAAAACUGAAGAUGAUGAUGAUAAUAAUAUUAAUGAAUUGAAUCGUAAUCUAAUUAAAUUUACACCUGAUGGACAAAAAUUAAUUACUAAUGGACAAAAUAAACAAAUAUAUAUUUAUAUAUUAUCGAAUAAUGAUAAUACAAAAAUAUAUUGGCAAUUACAACGAAUAAUAACAAUAAAAAAACGUGCAUCAGCAUUAGAUUUAACCAAUGAAUUUCUUCUUAUUGCUGAUAAAAGUGGUGAUGUUUAUAAAACUGAUUUAUUAAUUAAUCAGAAUGUUGUUCUUACAUCGGAUGAUUGUAUUAUGGGACAUUUAUCAAUGUUACUUGAUAUUACUUUUAUUUCUAUGAAUAAUAAUCAACAAUUUAUAUUAACAACUGAUCGAGAUGAAAAAAUCCGUUUAAGUCAUUAUCCCAAUGCUUAUAAUAUUCAAGGUUAUUGUCUUGGUCAUACAGAAUUUGUUUUACAUGUUAAAUUAAUUGAUCAAAAUCAUAUUCUCUCAGCAUCAGGCGAUGGUACACUUCGUCUUUGGCAUUUACCCGAUUGUAUACAACUUAAUUUGUUCGAAACAAAAACAUUUAUAUCAUCAUUUUCUAAACAUUUAUUCUAUGGUUUAUCAUCAGAUUCUGACAAUAAUGAAUUACCAUUAGAUUCUUCAUUAAUUAAUUAUUCAAUAUGGAAAAUAGAUGUUGCUUCAUGUCGUUUAAUAGAUUCUAAUAUGACAGAUGUUUUUAUUGCUUUAUCAAUUUAUGCAUAUCGUGCACAUUCAAUAUAUUUAACAACUUUAACAAAUCUUGAAAAAUCAACAAAUGAACAAUGUAAAUUAACAUUUCAUUCAAAAUAUGGUACAAUUAUAGAUUAUUGUUUUUCAUCAAAAGAAUCUAUAUCAACAUCUCAAUGUAAUCUCUAUAUAUUAUUUGAUAGUAAUAUAUUACUUAAAAUAAAUAUUAUUUCAUUAUUUUCAUAUGAUAAAAAAGAAAUAUUAGAAAAUGAUACAACAAUAAGUACAAUAAUAAAUACAAAAGAAUUUAAUUUCAUAAAUAAUAUAGGUUCAAAUGAAAUAAUAUUUAAACAAUUAUUUAAAAUGCGUGGAAAACCUGGUGAUAGUUCAUAUUAUAAACGUAAAAAUGAACGUAUUGAACAACAAGAAGAAAAACGUAGAAAAAAACAAGUAUCAACACAAUUUCAAGAAAAAGUAGCAAUUAAUGAAAAUGUUGAAGGUCAAAAUUAA